Messenger RNA from Octopus sinensis (East Asian common octopus), 3065 nucleotides. RefSeq names its product aryl hydrocarbon receptor nuclear translocator-like protein 1. The record is from RefSeq and is a predicted model, not a curated record. The transcript has 18 exons. Gene Ontology annotation, cellular component: nucleus; cytoplasm; transcription regulator complex. Gene Ontology annotation, biological process: regulation of transcription by RNA polymerase II. Gene Ontology annotation, molecular function: RNA polymerase II cis-regulatory region sequence-specific DNA binding; protein dimerization activity; DNA-binding transcription factor activity, RNA polymerase II-specific. NCBI's taxonomy places the organism in Eukaryota, Metazoa, Mollusca, Cephalopoda, Octopoda, Octopodidae. The coding region runs from base 470 to 2182 and encodes 570 amino acids.
AUGCGGGUGUGUGUCUGUGUAUGUGUUGCCUCUGUAUUACGUGUGUGUGUGUGUGUCUGUGUGUGAGUGUGUGUGAGUGUGUGUGUGUGUGAGUGUGAUAUCUACUGCGGUCGUUGCAGUAAUUUUGAUGUGUCUCUCAUUGGUUCUAUCUUCACCAGCAACCAUGUGCAUCGUGUUCCGUGGAUACCUCAAUCAUCAGAUGGAGUUGGUUCCAUAAUACAUUUUGAUAUUUCUAAGAGUUGGCAGUUACCAUUCUCAAUGCUGCGACCUUUAUCUACCUAGCUGCUGGCCAGAGCAUUUGCUCUGAUGCCAUUAGCUUGGUCACUCUUUCUUCAUUUUACCAUUGGGUCUUUCAGUGGAUAACAGCUGAAACGACACAUAUUCUGUCCCUGAGGACUUACAGCCACCUGCCUUGCAGGCUUCACCAUCACUUGCCAGUGCAUCAGCAAAGGGCAAGUGGGGAGCAGCCAUGGAGCAAACAAGGAAACGGAAAGGCUCCCUCAUUGACUUUGAAAGUGGUGAUGAUGAUGAUGACCUUUGCAGCAAUACUGACGAUCCUAAGAAAUAUGCAAGGCAAAACCACAGUGAAAUUGAAAAACGUCGCCGUGAUAAAAUGAAUUCCUAUAUAACAGAACUAUCAGCUAUGAUUCCCAUGUGCAAUGCUAUGAACAGAAAACUAGACAAACUGACAGUGUUGCGAAUGGCUGUGCAACAUAUGAAAGCUCUACGAGGAGCAAAUCGAACGCAUACAGAAGUCAGUCAGAAACCUGCGUUCCUCUCUGAUGAUGAAGUAAAACAUUUGAUCCUUGGGGCUGCUGAUGGAUUCCUGUUUGUUGUAAGCUGUGAUAGAGGCAAAAUACUAUAUGUCUCACAGUCUGUAAAGAGAACGUUAAACUUUUCACAGUCCGAUUUAAUUGGCCAAAGUUUGUUUGAUAUUCUUCAUCCACGAGACAUUGGCAAAAUCAAAGAACAACUUAGCUCUUCAGAUCUAACGCCAAGAGAACGGUACAUUGAUGCAAAAACCAUGCUUCCAGUGAGAACAGAACUACCUCAGAAACCCACUCAACUCUGCUCUGGUGCCAGACGCUCAUUCUUCUGUCGGAUGAAAUGUGUCAAUAAAUCUGCAGACGUUGUUCCCAGCGCUGUCAAGGUAGAAAAAGAUGUUGAAGCUGAGCAUUCCCAUAAAAAACGAAAAUCAGACAGAAAAAACUUCUGCAUAAUUCACUGUACAGGGUACUUGAAAUCCUGGCCACCAACACGAAUGGACAUUGGAGGUGAGGAUGAAGUGGAAAAUGACAACGAACUGUGUAACUUAAGCUGUUUGGUGGCCGUUGGUCGGACAUUGCCGUCAUUUAGUCCAUACAAUCUACCUGAAAGCGGUGCAAUUCACAUGCGACCCACAGAAUAUGUCUCCCGACAUAGUAUUGAUGGCAAGUUUACAUACAUAGACCACAGGGCAACAGUAAUAUUAGGUUAUUUGCCACAAGAACUAUUAGGGACAUCAGUGUAUGAAUAUUAUCACCAAGACGAUAUUUCACACAUGGCAGACAUACACAGAAAAGUUUUACAAACUAAAGACAAACUUGAGACACACAUAUUUCAGUUUAAAGCCAAAGAUGGAACAUUUCUGCAUUUAUGGUCAAAAUGUUUUAGUUUCCGGAACCCUUGGACGAAGGAUGUGGAAUAUAUUGUGACUACGAACACUGUUGUUCCAAUGCCAAAGGUCACAAGUUCCAACCAAGCAGCAGAAUCAAGUGAACAAAUGCAGGUUGAUGCUGCUGUAGAAAGUACGUCAUCUAAUAAAGUUGAAGAAGCACAGUCUGCAGGUACACGGACGGGUGCUGGCCGAAUAGGAAGACAAAUUGCUGAAGAAGCCACUGAAACAAUAAGUAACAGGUUAGCAUUUACUGCAGACAGCAGCAGCGUUCCUGGACCUUCAUCCAUACAGAAUAAACAUACAAGGACCAAAAUGUCUAUUCCAGAAACAACCAGUUCAGAAUGUUCCAGCCAUGACAGUAGCCUUGUGGACUCUGUGAUGAAUGAGCAUGUUAUUAAUGAGAUGACGAACCCUGGCAACAGUGGAGAUGAUGAAGCAGCAAUGGCAGUGAUUAUGAGUUUAUUGGAAGCAGAUGCUGGACUUGGUGGACCAGUGGAUUUCAGUGAUCUGCCAUGGCCAUUAUAGUUCAUACUUUACUGGGUUAUCUUUAUUUUUUUGGGGGGAAAAAAAUAUUAACAACAUUUUUUUUUUAUAAAAUCUCUUCAUACCUAACCGCAACUACUUCCAUGUUGCUGCGGUCCCUAACACCAUUAAAAUGUUGUUAAUAUGACCGCUAUUUAUACUGACCCACCCUCCACACAAACUUUACACAUACAUUCACUGUUCACACAGUACACAUGUACCCUCGACAUCUCACAAUCACCACUGCUUCCUUUCAUAUUUCUUAUUGUGACUCUCUAAGUUAAGAAGAUUGCAGCUAAACUGAAUGCAGGUGAUCCAAACCCAACCCCAAGCUCCAUUGGACCUCCCCCCCUACAGACAUAUUCAUAUAUAUAUAUAUAUAUGCAAUAUAUAUAUGCAUAUAUGUAUGCAUAUAUAUAUGCACAUAUAUAUGCAUAUAUAUAUUAGUAUAUAUAUAUAUAUAUAUAUAUUAGUAUACAUAUAUAUAUGUAUAUAUGUAUGUAUGUAUGUAUGUAUAUAUGUAUGUAUGUGUGUAUGUAUGUGUGUAUGCUUAUGCAUAAAUAUAUCUAUAUAUUUAUGUAUGUAUAUAGCCAAGCAAGGCAUAGAUUCACAUGUUAUCACAUCAAUCAUCCAAAUUUAUAUUUUAUUUUAUAUGUAUAUAUGUUUUUUUGUUAAUUGUUGUUUUUUUGGGGGGGGGGCGGUGAGGCCCACCAUUUGUUAUCCUCAUUGUUACCUCAGCCCAGCCCCAAGAUCCUGCCUGUUGCCAUCACUGUUUUGAUCAGGCAGUAGACGCUGCCACACCUUUCCUGUAAAUUCAUACCAGUGAGACAUUCUACGAGGAAAACUUUUUUUUUCUUUUUUUUAACCACAAAAGCAAAAAAAAAAA